GCCACCAAUGAUUCGUCUUCAUGAUAAAGUGUGGAUUCCACAAGAGGAUCACCCGGAAAUCAAUUUUGUUGGUUUACUGAUUGGACCACGUGGUAAUACGCUUAAAUCACUUGAAGCUGAUACUGGAGCGAAGAUCAUCAUACGAGGUAAGGGAUCCGUUAAAGAGGGGAAGUUGGGCAGACGUGAAGGUCCGAUGCCCGGUGAAAAU
Anisakis simplex (herring worm) is the source of this 208-nucleotide messenger RNA. Lineage: Eukaryota; Metazoa; Nematoda; Chromadorea; Rhabditida; Anisakidae. The record is from the annotation of a GenBank genome assembly.